Molecule: messenger RNA, 2624 nt
Organism: Pristis pectinata (smalltooth sawfish)
Lineage: Eukaryota; Metazoa; Chordata; Chondrichthyes; Rhinopristiformes; Pristidae
Product: GTP-binding protein Rheb-like
Exons: 10
Coding region: 114-725 (203 amino acids)
Biological process (GO): small GTPase-mediated signal transduction
Cellular component (GO): plasma membrane
Molecular function (GO): GTP binding; GDP binding; GTPase activity
Source: RefSeq, a predicted model, not a curated record
GUUGUGUAUGGGGAGAGGGGAAAAAAUAAUAUAUUAAUAAAAAUGACGCCCUCGUGAGCGAAUAAGGGUUUCAUAGCGCCGUGUAGAAAAAGGGGUCCGCAGCACUUCUGUAGAUGGCUCCGUUAAAGUUUCGGAAAAUUGCAGUUUUGGGAUAUAGAUCAGUCGGAAAGUCAUCACUGGCGGUCCAGUUUGUGGAUGGACACUUCGUUGAUUGCUAUGACCCUACAAUUGAGAAUACAUUUAAUAAAACCAUAAACUUCGAUGGACAAGAUUUCUACCUGCAGCUGGUGGAUACUGCUGGGCAGGACGAGUAUUCAAUUUUCAGUCUUUCCCACACAGUGAACAUUCAUGGAUAUAUUUUGGUUUACUCUGUAACAUCAAUGAAGAGUUUUGAAAUGAUUAAGACAAUUCGCAGUAAACUCCUGGACAUGGUGGGGAAAAUCCACCGACCAUCAUCUCCACAUUAUGCACCACCUUUUGAACCUCCGUGUUUUUGCCAAAUGUGCAGAAUACCAACAGUGCUGGUUGCAAAUAAGAGAGAUCUUUCUAAACAAAGAGUUGUACAAACUGAAGAAGGGAAGAAACUUGCAGAUUCUUGGGGGGCUGCAUUCUUGGAAUCCUCAGCAAAACAGAAUGAUACCACAGUGCAAAUAUUCAAAAUGAUGAUCCAAGAAAUUGAAAAACCAGCUGGGUAUGUCCAGAACAGGAAAUGCGAUAUGAUGUAGUGAGCUUUGUGGCCCUGGAACUCUUCUAGUUGCUGAAGAAUGAAGGCGGUUACCAGGCCUAACUAUUUGGUUACCUGUAGCUGAAGUAACAGCAUAAAAGUCUACUACAACUGUUCUGCACUAGUUGGUUUGAUUUACUAGAUCACUGAGUCGUUACAUAAAUUUUGUAUUGUCAUUUCUGAUGUGCAAGUCCUCACUCAAACUUUGCGAAAUAAGAUUCGCUGAAAGGUAUUCAGUAAUAAGUUGGAAACCUGCCUAUUUUACUAUGCCACUUCAAAUCAGCGGCUUGUUUUAUGUUAAUGAGCUACCUACUAAAGUACACUUUGGUGCCUAAUGGGACUGCCACUAUGUCCUAGCUUUUUUUAGUUUGAUGUGGAUUUUGUUUCCAUAGUGGGAAUGAAUGCAGUCUUAAAAAUAUAUUCCUUAUUGUGAUGGACUUUUAAAUAUUUUUGUUUUCUAGGGUCUGUAGCAAACUGAGAUUGUAUAAAGUUUAGAUUGUAUUAAUGGAGUCCUGAACUGCAGUAAUUCUUGUCUAAACAAGAAUAUUGUUUGUAAUGGGCUAUUUGAGCUGAAUAGCUGGGUUUAUGAAUACAGAAAGUACACUUUGUAACUCGUUGCCAACUUUGCUGGUUUAAGAGACCCAAUUCCUCAAUUUACUUUGGUUCGGUAUGAUGCCAAAGAUGCUUUAUGGAAUGGAUCUUUAUCUGAUUCUUUUAAGAAACAACCAAUGCCUCAAUCCCUUUCCUAUCUUUCCAGCUGAAGUUUUUCUUUUGGUCUUUCUAUUGAAUUCAGAUGUGAUGCCAAGAAAAUGUUGCUGAUAGAUAGGAAGCUGUUUUGGGCUGGGUUGUGCAGCAAUGUGAAUUUGUUUUUUGGUAAGGGACAGCUAAUUUAUUUUGAGAUAUAAUAUUUAGGUCAACUGAGGUGUUUUUGUUUUAUUGUUAAGUAACUAAGCUUUUCAGUUAUUUAUUUGAAUGAGCUAAUUCAGUAAGCUCAGACAUGCUGGAUAUUCAUGCUAAAUUCAUGACCAUGUACUUGUAACUUCUGACAACUUCGAUUUAUAAUUUACCUGCUAACUUCUGAAGCAAUCACUUAGGCUUUGAUUUAGGCAUAUUCUGGAUUUAAUCAAGUUGUGUGUAAUCUGUCUGUUAUGUAACAACUGAAUGUCGUGCUGCAGCCAGGCUUUGCUGUUAUCAGAGAGACUUGCUGAUUCUAAAUUGACUUGUUAAGUGGCCCUUGUGUUAAUGCAAUAUUCUUGUGCAAUAUUCUUUUGGGAUAAGCAUACUCCAACAAAUUUAAGCCAAAAUUGCCUUGUCAAAUUUGGUCAGAAACUGCUGCUAUUUGGUCAGAACUGGUCUGAACAUUUUGUGCUUAACUGGAGUAAUUAGCGCCACCUUCAAAAGUGACGUUUGAAGUGCACUUUCAGUCACAGAAAUUUGUAGUGAGUGAGUUGAGAUUUAAUUUUAAUGUUUUCUGACCAUUUGAAGUAUUUGUAUUCUGAUAAAGUUGGUCUUUUCUAUAUUAUUCCCCCUACACAAACACCCCCCCCCCCCCCCCCCGGGAAAUUCAGGUAAAAGUGGGUAAAAAUGUUCCUCAGUUGGGGCCAUCUGUGUUGAGAUCAGUUGACCCACAUUGCCAUUUGAAACAGUGCCUUGAAUUUUGUUUAAUCUGAUCUUUUUUCUUGUGUAAUAUAAAGAUAUAAUUGGGUCUUGAAAUGUUAAGCUACUAAAUGGCCAACAAUUAUCUGUUAUUGUAAUCUAUAAUCUGUAAUUAUCUUGUCUGAGUAGUGCAUUACCCAUAUCAGCACUGAGUUUUGACAAAUUAAGGGAUUUUUUUUUGUGCAAGGUAUUAUGUGGAGCUGAUUUGUAGGACUUCUGUUUAUUAAAACACUAUAAUCACUUG